UGACGGAGCGCUGGGCACACUCGGCUACACUGAAUGACAAGUAAUUUCUGUUCGAUUUGCCAAACAAACUUGUAAAUUUAUAUACUUGAAAAAGAUGGCGCGCCGCUAUGAUUCCCGCACCACGAUCUUCUCGCCGGAGGGCCGCCUCUACCAGGUAGAGUACGCCAUGGAAGCCAUUUCGCACGCCGGCACUUGCCUGGGCAUCCUGGCCGAGGACGGCAUCCUCCUCGCCGCCGAAUGCCGCAGCACAAACAAACUGCUGGACAGCGCCAUUCCCUCGGAGAAGAUCUACCGCCUGAAUGAGAACAUGGUCUGCUCUGUGGCCGGCAUUACGUCCGAUGCCAAUGUGUUGACCGCCGAGCUGCGCCUGAUCGCCCAGCGCUACCAGUUCAGCUACGGCGAGGUGAUCCCCUGCGAACAGCUGGUCUCGCACCUGUGCGACAUCAAGCAGGCGUAUACCCAGUACGGAGGCAAGCGCCCCUUCGGCGUUUCCCUGCUCUACAUGGGCUGGGAUAACAAGUACGGGUACCAGUUGUACCAGUCAGAUCCCAGCGGCAACUACGGCGGCUGGAAGGCCACUUGUAUCGGAAACAACUUCGGGGCCGCCAUCUCAAUGCUGAAGCAGGAGCUGGCCGACAAAGAGAACGUGAAACUGACACUCGAGGACGCCAAGGACCUGGCGGUCAAAGUGCUCUGCAUGACCCUAGAUACCACCAAGCUGACGCCUGAAAAGGUGGAGAUGGCCACGCUGCAGCGCGUGGACAAUGCUACAGUCUACAGCGUGCUCGAGAAGCCCGACGUGGAGAAGCUGAUCGAGAAGUACAACAAACUGCAGGCGGAGGCUGAGGUCGCCAAGAAGGAGAAGCAGUCGAAGCAGCAGGCCAAGCCCUAAGCCCGCCUCCCUGUUCAUUGGUGGAUAGCUACAUGCAUAAUUACUGAUUUUUGUAUUCGAGGAGUGUGAAAUAAAAUUUCAAAAAAGAAA
This is a messenger RNA of Drosophila kikkawai, 982 nucleotides long. It is a transcript of the gene Prosalpha3, whose product is annotated as proteasome alpha3 subunit. Gene Ontology annotation, biological process: ubiquitin-dependent protein catabolic process; proteasomal protein catabolic process. Gene Ontology annotation, cellular component: proteasome core complex, alpha-subunit complex; proteasome core complex; nucleus. NCBI's taxonomy places the organism in Eukaryota, Metazoa, Arthropoda, Insecta, Diptera, Drosophilidae. The record is from RefSeq and is a predicted model, not a curated record.